Molecule: messenger RNA, 1125 nt
Organism: Chaetomium fimeti
Lineage: Eukaryota; Fungi; Ascomycota; Sordariomycetes; Sordariales; Chaetomiaceae
Exons: 1
Coding region: 305-853 (182 amino acids)
Source: RefSeq, a predicted model, not a curated record
GGCCGGUAUAAUUCACUGUCGUCAUUCUAGAUCCGAGUCAAGAGUUUAGUAUUUGUAGGAUGCAAUAUCCAUCCCUGGGCGUCCGAUGCAUGCAACCGUCGCGAGUUAACUUCCGUCAAGCCUCACGAAAGUCGAAAACAAACAACUGUUAACGAUCACGCUGUCUCUCCGCCCAAACCACUAACACUUAUCACCGCCACCGACAAACCGACAACACCAAAACGCAAUCUCACCAACAACGACCAAACCAAUAAACACCCAUAACACCCAUAUACCAAGAACACCCCCAAAAAACCAAAAAGCAAUGCCCACCGCGCUCGGCCUAACAACCGACAAACCCGCCACCACCCACCAACCACCCCCCGGCGCCGGCCCGCACGUCUCGUCCUCCACCACCAUGGGCGCCAACGCGCGGCUCGACACCAUCUCGAAGCGCAACCACGCAGCCGCGCGCGAGAUGGAGACGCUCCUCUGGCGCGCCCUCUGCGACGAGCCGGCCUCCCUGCGCGACUACCUCGCCCACGACUGCGUCAUGAUCAACCCGCUGCUGGCGCCGCGCGGGUCGUGCGAGCCGUUGUCUAAGGAUACGACGCCCAGUGUGGUGGAUGUGUUGCAGGCGGGGGCGGAUGGCGGGAGGUUUAAUGGGUUUCGGUUUUGGGGCGAGCCGUUGGUGGUGGAGGUGGAUUUGAUGGCGGUGGCGUUGGUGUAUAAGAUUAGUUUGUUUAGGCAGGGGCGGAAGGGGGGGGUGAGGGAGGUGGUGGCGAGCGUGAGUAGUACGUGGCGGCAGACGGCCGGGGCGGAUUGGUUGUUGGUGCAGUUCCAUGUGGCGUAUGCGGAUGAUGAGGAGGAGUGAAGGGGUUGGUUAGGGUGAGAGGGGUUGAAGGGGAGGCGGGGGGUGGGGUGUGGUUGCUAUCUAGGUAUCUGGCCGGCAUGGUAACGGGGAGAUCUGAGAAAGACGGGUUUAAUUGUGGUUGACUGGGUUUGGAUGGUUGGUUGGUUAAUUUGGGUGCAGCUUUUAGGUUUAUGAGUUCCUCCAUCGUCUUUAAUGCAAUGUAUUGGUAUUCACUUUAUAUCAUGUUGGCAGUACUUUUAUCAGGCUGAUAAUAAACCUUCUAUUACCCUGCA